Drosophila eugracilis is the source of this 1422-nucleotide messenger RNA. RefSeq names its product mitochondrial ribosome-associated GTPase 2. Gene Ontology annotation, molecular function: GTP binding; GTPase activity; magnesium ion binding. The transcript is spliced from 2 exons. Gene Ontology annotation, cellular component: mitochondrion. The record is from RefSeq and is a predicted model, not a curated record. The coding region runs from base 195 to 1367 and encodes 390 amino acids. Lineage: Eukaryota; Metazoa; Arthropoda; Insecta; Diptera; Drosophilidae.
UUGCAUGGGCGUAGUUAUAUACUCUUUGAAUAAGAAGUACUUCUUUGUAACAAAAUGUUCUACCUUUUAUAAUGUUCUACAUUUAUAAAUUAAAUUUACGCAAAUUUAAAAAGUUAACCUCUAUCGAUUUUUGUUUAGUUAUCAGAACAUAAUCCAGUAAACCCUUUCUCACAGAUGUUAUUCUGCUGACGUCCAUGCAUUCUAGCCCUUCAGCAAUGUUGUUUUCUACCGGCAGAUCAUUUCUUGUACAUUUUUCUUUGGAUAUAUCCAAAAAUGUUAAGCCAUUCGGAAUUAUAACUAAUGCCAGCUACUGCCAAGUGGCAACUGCUCUGCGUCCAAAGAAAGCCAAAUCUACGCGGAAAGAGGCUCAGUACUUCUCCGAUACCAAAAGGAUACGUGCCAUCGGCGGAAAAGGAGGCGAUGGAUGCGUGUCCUUCCUACAGCUAUGGUGCAAUGAGAGAGCCGGUCCGGACGGCGGAGACGGUGGCAAUGGCGGCCAUGUGGUUUUCCAAGCCUCCAACGAUGUGCGUAACUUCAACCACGUGGACAGUGUCCUGAAAGCGGAAGAAGGAGAGUGUGGAAGCUCCAAAGAUUGUCAUGGCAAGAACGCCAAGCACUCGGUAGUUAAGGUUCCUAUCGGCACAGUCAUCAGAAAUUCCCAGGGCCUUAUUGUAGGUGAUUUGGGUCAGGCGGACCUCAUGUUUGUAGCUGCUCGAGGCGGAGCUGGAGGCAAGGGCAACCGGUUCUUCACCACGGAUAAGGAAACGAGUCCGAAAGUUUGUGAAUACGGACCUAGUGGCGAAGAUUUGUCCUACACCCUAGAAUUACGAAGUAUGGCUGAUGUGGGCUUGAUUGGCUAUCCUAACGCUGGCAAAAGCACACUGUUGAAUGCCCUGACUCGAGCGAAACCAAAGGUUGCGCCCUAUGCCUUUACCACGCUGCGUCCUCAUUUGGGAACCGUCCAGUACGAUGACCAUGUUCAGCUCACCAUUGCCGAUCUUCCUGGACUCGUUCCAGAUGCCCAUCGCAAUAAGGGUUUGGGUAUUCAGUUCCUGAAGCAUGCCGAGCGCUGCACCUUAUUACUCUUUGUCCUGGAUGCCAGUGCUCCUGAGCCCUGGACGCAUUAUGAGCAACUCAUGCACGAGCUGCUUCAGUUUGGCGGGAGUUUAGCGAGUCGUCCUCAAUUAGUGGUAGCCAAUAAACUGGACGUGGAGGAGGGUCAAAGCAAUUUUGAGGAACUGCAACGCCGGCUCCAGAAUCCCGUGCUCGGUAUAAGUGCCAAGAUGGGUCACAAUCUUGGACAACUCCUAAACAGCAUACGCAAAGGCUAUGACCGCCACAAGAACCAGGCCAAGGAAUCCAGUUAAAAGUCUUUGUUUAUGUUAUUUUGAAUUGUUAUUUAUAAACUAAACUUUAAUCUUA